AUGGCUCACGCUCACCCCCACCCUCACCCUCAUCCACCAGCAGGUAUGCCCGGCCCCGGUCCAGGUGGACCACCAGGAGGUAUACCCGUCAAUCCAGCAUUGUUAACUCUCCUCGAUUCUCUACCUCACAAAGAUGUCCCUUUCGCACUCCAGACUAUCCAACUGCCCACUCCGCCGAACGUACCUCCUCAGCAAGGUAUAGUCGUGACAUGUCCAGAGCAUGGUCAAUCCUCAUGUGAAGAGUGUAAUGUCGAUUUCAACGCUUUGAACUACAUGCACCAGUUCCUCAGAUCUGCUCCUCCAGAGGCUAUACCCCCUCCACCGACUGUUCAACCACCACCUCAGAGGGCGGAGAUGAUCAAGAAUCUGAAGGAGCAAGGUAAUACCGCAUUCAAAUCACAGCAAUUCCCAAAUGCCAUCCAAGCGUACUCGAAGUCAGCAGAUAUGGCCUUAUCGAGACCACCAUGGGAACUUGCCGCUCUGUCGAGGGAUGAAACUGCUAUAGCGUUGUGUAAUCGAUCGGCCGCUUUUGCAUUUGUGAAUGCUUGGGCAAACGCUUUGGCGGAUGCAGAAGCUGUGGUGAUACUGAAAAGACCAUGGACAAAGGGGCAUUUCAGGAAAGCCCGUGCAUUGGUAGGAUUGGAAAGGUUCGAAGAUGCCAAACAAGCUUUGAUUGAUGGACUGCAGUAUGAGCCUAAUGAUAAGGAACUGAACAACUUCCUCAAUGAGAUAGAAGAGAAAUUACGUCAAGCCGAAUCGGAAGAUUAG
This is a messenger RNA of Kwoniella mangroviensis CBS 8507, 768 nucleotides long. RefSeq lists its product as uncharacterized. The transcript is spliced from 5 exons. Bases 1 to 768 code for a protein of 255 amino acids. Gene Ontology annotation, molecular function: Hsp90 protein binding. The record is from RefSeq and is a predicted model, not a curated record. NCBI's taxonomy places the organism in Eukaryota, Fungi, Basidiomycota, Tremellomycetes, Tremellales, Cryptococcaceae.